Messenger RNA from Bufo gargarizans (Asiatic toad), 3438 nucleotides. Its product is annotated as pulmonary surfactant-associated protein D-like. Gene Ontology annotation, cellular component: rough endoplasmic reticulum; multivesicular body. The record is from RefSeq and is a predicted model, not a curated record. Lineage: Eukaryota; Metazoa; Chordata; Amphibia; Anura; Bufonidae. The transcript has 6 exons. Gene Ontology annotation, biological process: surfactant homeostasis; positive regulation of phagocytosis. The coding region runs from base 2173 to 2958 and encodes 261 amino acids.
UAUAAUUCCAAAUUAGCCGUUUUUUGUCAGGUCCAAUUCCUCCACACCAGACGAGUUUCGAAGGUUAUCCACCUUCUUCCUCAGUGGCUUAUUUGGAUCUAUCUGACUGGCCGGCUUUUAUUCAUUUCCCUUCCAAAAGGGCUCCAUAAUAGACCCGGAAUGGAUCUGAAGGAUCUGGUGUUCUUAGAUAGGCUUUUCCAUCUGUUGCUGUUCUCCUGCGUUUUUUUGUGUAUUCAUGCGUUUUUUCUACUAUAAGGUCUUAGGUUCAGAAGAAACAUUACCUAUAUUUUUUUUUUGUUCUAAUUGUUUGCGUUUUCAUAUUACAUACAUAUUUAUGUCCCAUACUAAAAAACUCAAAGACAACGUCCCAGUAUAGCAUAAAAUCACUUAGCUGUAGACAUUUGUCACCUUGUACCACCAAAUAUAUAUUUAGUGAUUUUGUUAUAAAGAACAAAGGGAUAUAGUAUAGUUUUGAUUUAAUACAUGUAAUUGUAUUUAUUGCAGACUAUCUAUGGACUGGUUGGUCUUAGAAUAUGAAUUCCCUGUAUGUAUCUUUGUUGGGAAUAUAGAAAAUAUAUAAUUUUUAUAUCAUCUAAAAAAUUUAAAACAUUUUUUAUUAAAAUUAUUUGAUUAAAAUAUGUUUAAAAAUAUGAAAAUAUAGAAAUAUAAAAAUGCUAUAAAAAUGAUGAUGACAUAAUUAUAGGAUGUGAAAAUAGAUACCUUCAGCCCUCAUAAUAUUAGAAAUGUGAAAAUAGAUACCUUCAGCCCUCAUAAUAUUAGAAAUGGCGCAGAGAUAGCUCGCCGCAGAGUACUGUCACUUCUAUUCAUAAUGGCCAUUCUCACUUCUCCUAAAAUAUGGAGUAUACUGUAAACUAUAUAUAGGGAAAUACAUAUAAAGUAUAACCAUUAUACCUGGUCCCUGUUUCCUUUGGGGGUCAUUCACUUGAUGUCAUGGGUAAAAGCUACCAUUUUUUGAAAAGUAGUGCAUGUAUAGUGGUCUGUCUGAGUGGAAAUGCGUAUAUAUCCAGGAACUCUGUGUAAUCCCGAUUAAUACUAGAGGAGAAGUUGAGAUUGUAAUUAUUUUUGUUAAUUUCUUCCAAGAAGGUAUGGAGGCUAGAUGCGCCUCCCUGCCAGAUAAAAAUUACAUCGUCGAUGUACCGUCGCCAGAGCACCAGAUCCGACCCCAGUCUGGGCGUGAUGGUCUCCUGUUCCCACUGAGCCAUGAAAAGAUUGGAAUAACUGGGGCACGUCUGGCGUGGAGGAAUUGGACCUGACAAAAAACGGCUAAUUUGGAAUUAUAACAGCUUGAUGUUUUCUGCUGUAUUAUCUGCUGUACUAAGAAAGCACUUUCUAAGGAAAAGAUAAAGGAACCACAGUUUUUUCCGGACAUAGUGCGGCAACUUACAGGUGAUAUAAGGGGGCCUGUGAGACGCAACUAACUACUUACGCCGCUAGAGAUAUGUGGAACACCCACUCCAAUUAAAGAAACCCACUACGAACCUGCGGCGAGAUAGAGAUUACUCUCUCACUCGCAGCUGUAUCUGUGGAACUGCAAGACCGGACUGCACACUAUUCUCAUUUAACAGCAAGGCUAGGCUGCAAUCAGUCACCAAGAGGUAAGCUUACCCUGAAUCUAUACCACGUGGGACGCCACAGAGGGGACAUCGGGACUAAGUGUAUAAGAGUGCCCAUUCUUCCUUCACUUCAAGAUCCAUCUUCCCAGACUGAGUCAUCUACCUCGGCUGGACGUCCAGAGAAACAGCAUCCACAGAACAAUAGAUCUCCAGGAAGACACCACCAUACCCUGCGAGCAGUCCUGUGAGUACAGAUCCCAAGACCAGGAGAAGAUAAGUGCCUCCUUAGCUAGUCAAGCCCAAACUAAGCAGACUACAAGCAGAGCAGAAGACAGAUACCUGCCAGAUCUACUAGGCGUAUGUACCAGAAGCAGAAUAGAUAUAAAUUCCUGCCACAUAUUGCCAAAACCUGCUGGGACCAAAGACUAUUGCUGUUACCUUGUAUGGAUCAAAGCUGCCAUUCAGUAAACUCAAGUUGGACUUUAUUAUCAGACUGGAUCUCAAUUAUUCCAUCAGAACUCCUAUUAAUUACACUCAAUUUGUUGCAAGUGAGCCAGGAUCUAGGAGUCCAGCCGUAUCAAGAGAAAAAUCCCGAACAAUGAGGUUGAUACAGCUUUUCAGUUUUCUACUAUAUGGAUUCCUCCUAAAUGCACAUACUACUACAGAUAAUGUUCGACGUGAGGAAGUUGUAAAUACUUGUGCUGUUAUAUCCUGCAGUACACAUAGCUCCAGUGGAUUGCCUGGAAGGGAUGGAAGAGAUGGCAAAGAAGGAGCAAAAGGAGAAAAGGGAGAACGAGGUCCACAGGGAUCUCGAGGAAUUCAGGGACCGCCUGGAAAACUUGGUCCUCCUGGAGUAGAGGGAGAGAGAGGCUCUGUUGGGCAAAAAGGAGAACAGGGUGUCAGCGCUACUUCAGAGGUUGAAGUUGUUAAGGAACAAUUAACUGCCUUUCAACAAGAACUAGAGAAAUUUCAAGCAAGCCUUGCAAAAUAUAAAAAAAUUCUCCUUUUCCAUGGUGGUAAACAGUCUGGUGACAAAGUAUUUGUAACCAAUGGCUUAGAAGAAAAUUUUGAAAAUGCUCAGAAGACGUGCAGAGAAGCUGGUGGUGUCCUAGCCACCCCAAGAAGUGCAGUAGAAAAUAGUGCAACACAAGAGAUACUCCACACCAAGGGGGAGUCAGCCAAGGCAUUCCUGGGUAUAUCAGAUUUGCAAGUAGAAGGUAUAUUUAGAUACUUAUCAGGUGAAAAGAUCAUAUUUACUAACUGGAACCUAGGAGAACCAAAUAAUAGCAAGGACAAUGAGGACUGUGUGGAGAUUCAAGACAAUGGGAAAUGGAAUGACAUUCCUUGCAGUUUGCUUCGACUAGUUAUUUGUGAAUUCCAAUAACGUUAUUCAAACAGGACAAUGUGUGGCAUGAAAAAUGAAUUGUCAAAUUAAGGUCUUAUGCACACUGUCAGGGAGCUCUACAAGCUCCUUUGGAUUCCAUUUGUACAAAAAUAUUUGUAGAAGCAAUACAUAUAGGGACAGAUUUAUUAAGACUGGUGUUUCCUGUGCCAGCCUUAAGAAAAGACAGCUGGAAUAAGAUGCACAGGCCUCUAAAUAAAUUUGGUUUAUCUUCUGCCAUUCUGUGCAUGAGAAAUUCAUAUCUACUCCAGAUAUGAGCUAUCAAUGAAAAAUCUGCUCCAUUGAGCACGAUUGAGCAUGGAAAAUUUCUUUGUCAGAUUUGCACAGAAUGUAGCAGAAAAAAGGGUCCCUGCACACUACAAUAUAAGUCCACAUUCUUAUGCAUAUACUGUAAUGCUCCACAACAAAAAUGUCACCUGUGUCCAUGCCUAAAUUGAUGAUUAAAGAGGACCUUUCCACUCA